AUGAAGCGCUCACGCGAGCCCGAAGAAGAGUAUCCCACAGACACCGUCGGCUUUCCUGAUGAUCUGAAACCGGAAGAAGCAGCACGCCCCGCCACCAAGAUAGCAGAACUUGAUGAAUCAGCCGUUGAUACCAGCUCAGACGUUGCAAUGAGAUGUUCACUCCCGCCACACCGAGACGUCUUGUCUUUCACGACCUACGGGGAAUAUGAAGCUCACUACAAUAAGCUACACACGAACCGGUGUGCUGAUUGCCACAAAAAUUUCCCCUCUGAGCACUUACUGAACGUUCAUUUUGAGGACUGCCACGAUGUGUUCGCCGCCGUGAAAAGGGAAAGGGGCGAACAUACGUACUCGUGUUUUGUUGAAGGGUGUGACCGGAAAUGCAGGACUCCCUAUAAGAGGCGCAGUCACCUGAUUGAUAAACAUAUGUAUCCGAAGAACUAUUUCUUCGCGCUCACCAAAGACGGCAUUGACGGCAGGACCUCUCUUCUACUAGACGGAGGCCACCAUCGGAGGAGGUCAUCUACCGCCACAACGAAUAGCGUUCCUAAAACAUCGCAACGACGACAGAGCCUUCGGCAAGUCGACACCUCCAAGUCGCAGGCAGACGAGGUAACAGAAUCCUCACCUAUGACUGCGCCCAAAUUACCUGAGAAAAGGCCACCGGCAGAAACUCCCGAUGGUGAGAUAGAUUAUCUGACUGGGGCAAUGUCCUCCUUGCAAUUCGUACCUACGUCUGUUAAGUUUGGCCGAGGAAGAGGGAAAACAGGAUUUGCUAAGAGCUGA
Molecule: messenger RNA, 786 nt
Organism: Xylaria bambusicola
Lineage: Eukaryota; Fungi; Ascomycota; Sordariomycetes; Xylariales; Xylariaceae
Exons: 2
Coding region: 1-786 (261 amino acids)
Source: RefSeq, a predicted model, not a curated record